CGCCAUGCCGUGACUGCCGCAGCCAUGCGCGCUCUCCGCCCCGCCAUGUUCUUCGCCUCCUCAGCCAAGAGGAAGAGCGCGGUGGAACUGCUUCAGGAAAGCAAGGCGUUCUACGUGAAGUCCGAGACGGUGUUGGACCGCCAGCAGCAGCUCAAGCACUCUGGCCACCUGCAAGUCACCGCCUCUCCGGGCGUCGAUCCGCGGCUCCUCAGGGCUCCCAGGUAUAUCCACCAGCACCACCACCACCACCAGCACCAGCAGCAGCAGCACCACCACCACCAGCAACAGCAGGCGGCGACCACGCAGGUACUCGCGAGCCCGGGCCAGGGCCCCCGGCCAGCCCCGCCUCCCGUGCCACCUCGCAGCCCCCGUGCCGCCGCCCCCGCACAGCGCCGCAGUGGGCCACACGCCACCGGGGGCGACCAACUACAGACCAAGCUGCGCCGCCUCCUCAAUGCGGACUCCAAGGAGAACGUCUUCGUGCCACCCUCUACUUCGCCUCCGACUGCACCCACGCCGCCGCCACCGCUCUCGCCUCCGUGGGACGAUUCCGAAGUCAAAACGGUUGCCGGGGAUGAGCACUCUCUGUCUUGCAGAACAUCUGGCUGCAGCAGACAUCAUAAGUCCCUCCCAGAUCUGCAUCAGGCUGCAAAUACUACUGGUGGCACACAACAUUCACAGACUCCAGUACAUCCUCAGCCACAUGCCACCAGCUCUGGGUCUAGCAGCAGACACUCAACAAGAUGCUGCACAAGAACUCAGUCUAUGGGUUCUGCUAUGAGUACUACUUCAUCUGGUGGUCGAAAUCAAGGUCAAAGGAACAGCUCAAGACACAGUUCACCUUCCAGGAACAGCAUUAAAAAAAAUAACUCAUAUGAGGAAGAAUCUGCUGAUGAUGAUGUAAGGCACCCACCAACGCCAAACUGCAAGGAAAGAGUAGUAACACGGAGACCUGUAGAGGGACCUCCAAGUGCUAGUAGCUGGAGUGAUAGCGGUCCGGAGGAACCACUUUCUCCCACAAGUCAUCACAGGUUUGAUGAUGAUGAAUGGCGAGCAGAACGUCAUCACAGGCCAAUUCUCCGAUCGAAGUCUGACAUCAGUCAUCGAUACUCCCGUGGGCCACCUCCACUUGUUCCAAGGCCUGAGCCAAAAACCAUUGAACAGCUUGAGAAAUUUUUUGAGCAACUGGGACUUGACACAAGAGAUUACAGAUCAAUGUCAACACCUAUGUCUGGUUCGUCAUCACCAGUCUACUUUGAAAGUGUCAGCUCUGUAGACUCUGCUGUUGCAUGGGGUCCAUGGGGAAGUGGAAGCACUAGUGGAAACACACCACGUCAGGCUGAGCAGCCUUCCAUCGUUGAACGAAAUGCGAGAAUUAUCAAAUGGCUGUGCAACUGUCGUAAAGCUCAGCUCGCAGUGCGGACAUCCAGCUGACUGUCUUGUGUGAAGCUUGGAUGGCUUUGAGCAAACCUGGCUUAUGCCACAAGUGACAAUACUGCAUUGGAUCCUGCACAGUGGGAUGGACCCCUGACAAUAUUUAGCGAAGCAUUAUUUUGUUUCUGUCCUCUAACUUACAUGAAAUGACUGGAAUCUCUUUCACAGUAAAAGCAGUGAUGGUGCUUUAGAAUAUAUCGUUACUUGUCAUUUAGAAGAAUAUGAAAUGUCAAGUGAAAGCUCUCUUGGGUCAAAAGUUAGAUACUUGUGACUGCAAAUACAAUGUGAUGUGAGAGAGACCAGCCAAGUUAAUGAAGUUCUGUUACACCUUGAAAAAUAAUGAAUCUUAAAAAAUUAUUUAAUGAAGUUUAUAGCACUGGUUCCUUUGUUUGUUGAGGAUUCACUUACAUCACUGGAAGUAUAAAAAACUGAAAGAGCAGCUUUAAAAAAUAGGAAUGGAAAUGUUUAGAAUGUACUUUUUCUGAAAUAAUUUGCAUUGUGAAAUACUCUGGCAGUUUUAUUGUAAUUUUUAUUACACUUUAUUGUACUCAUAAAAUGACAAUAUCACAAAUUUGCAACAAUUGUAAUUUUAAUAAUAAAUUAUAAUUUUUGACUGAAAAUUAAGAGCUGGACUGGACAGUAAUACGAACAACAAAUUUUACAUUAUUUUUAUGUAUGCUGUAACUUUUUUUAUAUGUAGGCUGCGGCUAAAGCUAUUUUACUCAAAUUUUAAGUAAAAGAAAUUUCAUUUUAGAGAAUUUUAACAGACUAGUUCUGGUAAAUAAGUGAUUGUAGUUUAGAAGAUGACAUAUUGAAUGGUUGACAAGUGUGAUGUGAUAUAGGACUCUAUACAACACACUUUAUUAUUUGUUCAGAAUAUUUAAAAAAAUAUACCAAAGAAUACAAUAUGUAAAUAAACUGUGGCUAUGAGAAAUUAAUUAAAUUUCCUGAGCUGUCUAAAUGAGCUCCAGGUGUAGUUUCAGUGUAUGCUGUGACUUUCAUUGUAGGUGUUGUAAUUACCUAUUUCUAAGGUAACUCUAUGAUAGAAUUUUUAUGCUGUGACUAUGAGGUAUAGAUUCUGUAAUAACAAAAAUGUUAAAAUUAAGAUUAAUGGACUGGAAAGCACUCUCACUAUUGGAGAUUAGACCAUUUUCUCUAUCUUUUGCUGUUGAUGUGUGUAGUUAUUCAAUAUUAUUAAUGUACUACCAGUCAAAACUAUGUUUGUGCACUCUAUAAAUCCAACACAGACUUAAUAGAGUCGAAUGAAAUGGCAAACUAACACAAAUGGCAUUACAGAAUAACUCGGAGAUUAACAGUGCUAUGGCAGGAACCUUUUCAGAGUUACAUGAAUUCAAAAUGAUACUGGUCACUGUCAUGACAUUGUACCGAUAGUGCAAUUUAUUGUUUCCCAAUUAUGUAAACGAGUUAAAAAUCCAUUUCAUAAUGUGUUAAAAUGCAAAGUAAAUCCAUAACUCCGUCUUAAGAGUGUUUAUAUUCUAACUUAUUACAAAACCAGCAUUAAAUAACAUCACCAAUUCAUUGUAAGGAAAACUGAAAAAAGAUUACUAAUAAGUGUUAAUAAGUAUGUGCAGAUUUGUUGAGAAUAAUUUAAUAUAAAGCAAACAGACAGGACAGUUUCCUGUGCUUUCUGGUACUUUUACAUCACUUUUUCAAGGCAGCAUCACUUGUUUCAGUGUCAAAAUAUCAUGUGUGAUUGCAAUUUAGAUCAUGGACUGAUCUGAAUUCACUAAUAUGAUUUUCAAAUACCAGUUAUUCAUUAGAGUCAUUAUCAAUUAAAUGUACUUCGUAUUGUUCAGCUUGACUGCUUCUUCUAUACAGAACAUCAAUUUUAAGAACAUCUACAAUCAAAACUAACUGCUGUUGGUUCUAUGAAUGCAUGUAAAUGUGAAAAGCUUAAGUGCAUUGAUAUAUAAAUGAAGCAGAACAUAAACAUGACUUCAGCACCAUUAAAACUUGACAGACUAACAGUACCACAUAUAACAGUGAUAUUAAGAAACUGGAUGUUUUCACAAUGCAUAGAUCAGAUCUCAGUUGUUUUUAGUGAGAAUUAUGUACAUUACAUUGGUAACAUCCUUAAUUUAAUAGAACAGUGAGGUAUGACUGUUUGAUAAUUCCCAUAACAAAUAAAGUGAUGAAUUGGUACAUAAUUUUUUCUCCUUAGUGGCCUCUAAAAGUGCAAAAAUCAAGGUACUGAGUGAAAGAUUAAAACAAACAUACAUUUCAGACCAACGUCUAUAAAACUGUUUCAUGCAAAGACUCAAUGUUGAGUGAAUGAUAGUUAAAACAAACAUACAUUGCAGACCAAUGUCUAUAAAGCUGUUUCAUGUAAAGAUUUUUUUAACUGUUGAAAUGCGACUAAUAUUAAAUGAUUUAUCAUUUUAUGUGAUCAUCAUCUCCUGUAGGUGAUUCAAGUGUUAAAGUAAUGUAAGCAAGGGAAAAAAAUUAUGAUUUUUUUCUUAGCUUUAUUGCAUUAUUCCUGUUAUUUCAUAUAUAUCAAUAUGAUUAUUGUUCUGUUAAGCUGUAAUGAGGUGCAUAACUGUAUACAAAAGUUACUGUUAUAUUUCUGCAACUGAGAGCAAAUA
Molecule: messenger RNA, 4037 nt
Organism: Schistocerca serialis cubense
Lineage: Eukaryota; Metazoa; Arthropoda; Insecta; Orthoptera; Acrididae
Product: protein FAM110B
Exons: 10
Coding region: 25-1434 (469 amino acids)
Source: RefSeq, a predicted model, not a curated record